Molecule: messenger RNA, 558 nt
Organism: Impatiens glandulifera
Lineage: Eukaryota; Viridiplantae; Streptophyta; Magnoliopsida; Ericales; Balsaminaceae
Product: LOB domain-containing protein 18-like
Exons: 2
Coding region: 1-558 (185 amino acids)
Biological process (GO): hormone-mediated signaling pathway; positive regulation of DNA-templated transcription
Cellular component (GO): nucleus
Source: RefSeq, a predicted model, not a curated record
AUGAGUACCAAGGCCAAAUCCCGCACUGGAAUCAUUGUUGGGCGAUGUGGAGCCUGCAAAUUUAUGCGACAUAAAUGCCUCGACAACUGCAUUUUCGCACCUUACUUCGAACAUGAUCAAGGAACCGCCAAAUUUGAGACCGUUCAUAAGAUUUUCGGAGCAAGUAAUGUUAAAAAGCUUCUAACGAAUAUUCCGAUCCACAAACGAGCCGAUGCCACUUUUACUUUAUAUUACGAGGCUAGUGCUCGUCUCCAAGAUCCUAUCUAUGGUUGCAUAUCUCAACUCUAUUGUCUCCAAAAUCAGGUCAUAACUCUACAAGCUGAGCUUUCGUCCUUGCAAGCCCAUGUAGCCAUGCAGCCGCCACCUCAGCCGCCACCUCAGCCACCACCUCAGCAAAUUCCGCCGUCUUCUCUGUCAGUGUCGGACUUCCCUUUUGCUGGUGGUGCCACCUCUGACAUGUCACAUCUCGCCGGAGCUCCGGUGGCCAGCGGUGGUGGGGAAGAAUUACUGUUGAAGAAUCAAGGAUCUGACCCAAGCAUGCCACCUGGCCCUAAUUGA